UAGAGAGCAAAUGAAAAAUAUUUAAAAAAAUAAUUUUUUUUAAGAAAAAAAAAUGAACUGAAUUAAAAAAAAAGAAAAUUUAAGAAAUUAAAAAAAAAUAUUUGAUAAAAGCCGAAAUAGAAAUAAUUAUAUAAAAGUAAAUGCGUAUUUAAAGCGGAAGCGGAUGUGGUGGAAUAAAUUUAAAUUACAAAAAGAAGAAGAAGAAGAAGCCGAAGAUUAAGACAAGUUUACUUUGAAAUUAAGAAAAAAGAGAGGAAAAGAGAGUUAAAGAAAAUCAAUCAAGCAUUGAACAAUAAUAAUAGCAAUUAAAUUAUACAGAGAAAAAGAAAGAGAGAGAGGUAGUAUUAUUAAAAUUUAAUUGAAAGAGGGAGAAAAAGAGAAAGAUAAUGAUCUAUCUAGUGAUUGUAUGUUGAAAGUGAGUGUCACACAGUGUGUGAUCAACUUGCGGGUGAUAUAAGCAAGAGAGUGAGAAUAUCUAAUAUAAAACAUUGAAUAUGCUAAAUGAUCUAAUACAAACACACACACACACGCACACAUACACACUUUAAGUUGAAAUGUUAAAAAAACUAACGGUGUUUUUGUUAUUGCCAUGUGUUAGUGAGCGUUUAUAAGUUCUUUUUUUUCGUUUAUUUUUUUUUUUGCAUUUCAAUGUAUGGACCGAGCUGUGAGCGCAGUUUAUGACGAGCGGUGUUCAAAAUAUCAAGCAAAUAACGUUAAAGCGCGCUUACGCGAUCGUUUUGCGCUGGAAAUUUGAAAAUUACACCUCUACAACAAAAACGAAAUACCGUCGCUGUUUAAAAGAAACAAAAAAAUCAAUAAUUUUAAAUAAAAAUUUAUUAAAAAAAAAUAUAAAAAUUUUUUCCUUAAAAAAAAACAAAAUCAAUGAAAUUCCUUUAAAAAAUACAACAAAAACAAACUAAAAAUCUAAAGAAAAAAAAACCAACAAAAAAUACAACAACAUCACACACAAAAUGGAGGAUUAUUGGGGUUUAAGCAGCACUACGGACAUAAAUUGCACACAGCCUGCUAUUGAUGAUUUUCCCCGGGAUUUAUUCACAGAGGGUCAGAGACAAGCGGGUGCUGUUGUACUUCAUGUUAUAGCCAGUUUAUAUUUAUUUGUAGCUUUAGCAGUAGUAUGUGAUGAAUAUUUUGUGCCCGCCGUGGAAAAAAUCUGUGCCGCCCUAAAUAUGUCCAAUGAUGUAGCGGGUGCUACAUUUAUGGCAGCAGCAACAUCGGCACCAGAACUUUUUGUAAAUGUGAUAGGUACCUUUAUCACAGAGGGUGAUAUCGGUGUGGGUACCAUAGUGGGUUCAGCGGUAUUUAAUAUUUUAGCUGUGGCAGCUUGUUGUGGUAUAGGAGCGGGAAUGACUAUACCUCUGGAUUGGUGGCCUUUGACGCGUGAUAGUAUAGCUUAUGGUUUUACGGUGGCCGUGUUAAUUUGUGUCAUGCAUGACGAACGUGUCGAAUGGUAUGAGGCCUUAAUUUUGGUCUCCCUAUAUGCUGUCUACUUGGCUGUCAUGUAUUUCGAUAAGACAUUUCAAAAGUGUGCCAAAGGUGGAGUUAAGCAAGCUCGUUCACGCAGCCGUUCUUCAAAUUGUAGCAUACAGACCAAGAACAGUAAUGAAAAAGAACCAGAUCUCGUGGAGAAUCGUAUAUGCCAUAAUUUAUCCACCAUUCAACUGAAUGGUGGUGUCAAUAAUGAACCGCCAAAAAUACCACCUUCUGCUUCACCGCCUAUAGCUACCACUUGCCUAACUACCAACACCACCACCUCGAAUAUUACGACUACAACCUCAACGGCCGCCUCUAAUAAUUCAGGUUGUGUGAUCAAGGCUCCUAUAGCCCAUCAGGAAAAUACUGAUGUUGAGGCUGCCGCUAAUGCGUUACCAGCCGCAACAGCUGAUUCCGCCAGUGCUGCUGAGCCUGAGGAAGAGGAAGGCUAUUCCCUGCUUAAGUAUCCCUGGGGUAAAAGUUGUUUUGCCCAAUUCACUUGGAUCAUUAUAUGGCCCAUUCAUUUGCUUUUCCGUAUUGCCAUACCGGACUGUAAGAAAGCGAAAAAUAAUAAAAUAUUCCCCUUGACAUUUGUGAUGUGUAUUGUGUGGAUCGGAUCACUGUCGUAUGUUGUCGCAUGGAUGAUAACUAUAAUUGGUGACACUUUAAAAAUUCCCGAUUCCGUAAUGGGCAUUACGUUCCUGGCUGCUGGCACCAGUGUACCCGAAGCAGUUUCCAGUGUUAUCGUGGCCAAAAGAGGUCACGGUUCAAUGGGUAUUUGUAAUUCCAUUGGUUCCAACACCUUUGACAUUCUUCUAUGCCUGGGUGUACCAUGGCUCAUCAAAGCUGUCUUCUUUCCCAUACAACCCGGACAAAAUUAUGUUGGCAUCAAUUCAGCCGGUCUUGAAUAUUCCGCCAUAACCCUGCUCUCCACACUCUUCCUGUUGUAUUUGACAUUUUCGUGUAAUAAAUUUAAAUUGGACAAAAAAGUGGGCACCGCCUGUCUGGUCAUGUAUUUGGUAUUUUUGAUAUUUGCCUCACUAAUCGAAUUGAAUGUAUUCUUCCGGGUAAAUCUACCCACAUGUGGUAGAUCAUGAAUAAAGUAAAGCUGAGAAAUUUAAACAAAACUUUAAUAAUUUCUUUGCUUUCUUUUUUUAAUUAUUAUUUAAUAAUAAGUAAGAAAAAUUUGAGAAAAAAAAUCCUAAUUAAAUAAAUAUUUUAAAAUUACUUUUAAAAAUUUCGAAUCAUUUUUUAAAACUUGUUAAUAAAGUGACGUUUAAAGUCACUACAAAAUAAGACACAGUUUGUCCAAAUAAUUAUUAUUUAAAAAUUGUAUUGAAACUCCUAUCGCUAAAAAAGCCAACAAAACAAAUUAAAACAAUUAUUUCUUUAAGUGUAUUUUUUAGUAUUAUUUUUAUCGUUUCCUUUAUUUUUUCUUCUUUUAUUACGCAAUUUAGUUUAUUGUUCUCUGUCUCUCUCCCUUUCCUUAUUCCUUUAAGUUUAAAACAGUUUUUAAUUAAAAAAUUAAUAAUUAAUAUUUCGAAAUAUUCAUCAUCAUUUGGAAUUAAUGAAAACUAUGAAAAUAUGUUUUUAAUAUAACAUUUAAUUGAUGUAUAAAAAAACUACAAAAACAAUAAACAUAAAAAAUUUAAUUUAUUUUAUAAGA
This is a messenger RNA of Lucilia cuprina (Australian sheep blowfly), 3157 nucleotides long. RefSeq names its product sodium/potassium/calcium exchanger 3 (gene zyd). NCBI's taxonomy places the organism in Eukaryota, Metazoa, Arthropoda, Insecta, Diptera, Calliphoridae. Bases 972 to 2588 code for a protein of 538 amino acids. The transcript has 8 exons. The record is from RefSeq and is a predicted model, not a curated record. Gene Ontology annotation, molecular function: calcium, potassium:sodium antiporter activity; calcium channel activity. Gene Ontology annotation, biological process: intracellular calcium ion homeostasis; calcium ion transmembrane transport. Gene Ontology annotation, cellular component: membrane.